AUGUAUAAUCUGCAAACCAGUCAUAAAAAUCAUAUAUUACUUGACAUACAACACGGCAUUCAGGAGACAAUCAACAAAACCGAUGAUCGCAUGAAAGACAUGAAACAAAAAGCGGACAAUACUUACGACACCAUAAAGGCAUUGGAGGGCGAGUUGUCUCAACACAAUGCAAAUGUCCAUAAAUUAAAAACAAAGUUCGCAAACGUUAUGGAAGUGUUUAGGGAUGAGGGGGAGAGAAAGAGGCAGAUACUGACCGAUCGGAUGGACAACACCACCGGUGAAGACACCCCUGCAUUGGAGGCUGAGAUCGAGAUAAUGAAUGACAUAUUGUUUGAAUCACUAAAUCUGGACCUAAUUAGGAGUCUUAGCGAAACGUAUUGUAAGUUACCGUUUAUUGUAGAGAAGGCUGAGCCCCGACCGGUGCUGGACUCGGGUGUUCUCACAUCUAAUACUAUGGUAUUGAUAGCCGAGGCCAGGAUUAAGGUAGAAAUGGCCAUAAAUCAUACGAUACAUGAUACAAAUAUAUUGAGAAAUGAGGCAAAACACGCGUUAAUAAGUGUGAAGUCAUUGGACGCCCAGAUUAUGAAUUUGAAGGCUUAUCAGAGACUAGACAAAUUAAAUGUUUUAUUAAUACGAGCUGAUGAACUAGAGCUACAAGUGCUGGACUGGGGUAUGGAAAAGGAUUAUUGGUUAAACAGAUUGUGUGCCGUCGGCCGCGGAGAUGGCUAUGGAAAACACAUUAUUACAUAA
Medioppia subpectinata is the source of this 750-nucleotide messenger RNA. The record is from the annotation of a GenBank genome assembly. NCBI's taxonomy places the organism in Eukaryota, Metazoa, Arthropoda, Arachnida, Sarcoptiformes, Oppiidae.